Dictyostelium purpureum is the source of this 1410-nucleotide messenger RNA. RefSeq lists its product as uncharacterized. The transcript is spliced from 3 exons. The record is from RefSeq and is a predicted model, not a curated record. Bases 70 to 1299 code for a protein of 409 amino acids. Lineage: Eukaryota; Evosea; Eumycetozoa; Dictyosteliales; Dictyosteliaceae.
AAAAAAUUAAAAAAAAGAUUAAAAGAGAUAAAAUUUCCUUUUUUUUUUUUUUCUUUGUUUAAAUAAAAAAUGAGGAUUUGUAUUUAUUUAUUAGUUUUUAUAAUUUCUUUAAAUUUUGUUUUAGGAGAUUAUGAAAAAUUAAGUCAGUGUGGUAAAGCAUGGGCAGUUCCAAAUGGAGGUAAAUCUAGUGAUGGUGGGCAAUGUGGACUUCCUCCACCAGGUAUUGGUACAGCUGCUUUAAAUGUUUUUGGAUUUAAUGGUGGUAAUAGAUGCGGCGAAUGUUAUGAAUUAACCGGACCUCUGGGCAGCACAGUUGUGAUGGUCACAGAUGGGUGCGAUGCAGGUGAUGCAUGUAAACAAAAUAAACUAUUUAACUUUAUUAUUUCUGAAAAGGAUUUUAAUAAAAUUGGAAAUUCUACUGCCUAUGGUAAUAUUUAUUCAUUAGGUUACCAAAGAGUAUCCUGUGGUUUCCAAGGAAAUAUAAAAGCUACAUUUGGUGGAGGCAAGAGUGGAGGCAAAUUAGAUUAUUCCUAUUAUUUUACUGUAGCUUUUAGUAAUUAUAAUAUUGGGAUUAAACAAGUCCAAUUAAUGGGAUUAAAUAUGCCCAGAGCAAGUAUAUUGAAACGUGAUUUGGGCAAAUUUAACUGGAAUCAAGGUCAAGGUGGUAAUAGUUACAAGUUACAAUUCCCUGCUACUUUAAUUGUAACAGCUAAUGAUGGCCAAGUUAUAUCAUUUAAGUUUAAUCGUCCACCGGCCGGAGUAUCAAUAGAUACAAGAAAACAAUUUGAAAAUAAAGGAGAUCCAAAGAUUUCAAAGAGCACAUGUUUAAUGGCUAUGGCACCAGAGUAUGUUUAUCAAGAAUCAUUAGAACUUGGAUGGGCUUCAUAUUUCUCAUGGAAAUAUACAUAUAUCAAUAUCUCAUCACAUGAAACCGGUAAAAAGGUGGCACUUAAAAAAAAUUGUAUUCAAACUGAAUUAGAGUCUUAUGGAGGUUUACAAUUUACAAGAGAAGGAGGCUUCCCAACAAAAUACAUUAAAGCAGUUUCAUUUACCGUCAGAGCAGCACCACCAACUGAAAAUCUACAAGUAUAUUUUGGUUUACUCGGUAGCUACACUGUACCAGGACCAAUUGGGUGGGAUUGGGAGGAAAUAACCAUCCCCAUUUCAAAACUAAAACCAAAUCCUAUUGAAUAUAAUCUUGUUUUUUAUAAUAAUCAAGAAGAAAAGUCUGCACUAUGGAUAGAUAAUAUAAAAUUCACCUAUUCAAUCAGCACACCAAAACAAGCUAUUGUCGUUUAAAAAAAAAAGGAAAAAAGAAAAGAAAAAAAAGAAAUAAUUUUAUAAUUUUUUUUAAAAUAAAAAAAAAAAAAAAGUAAAUUAAUAUUUAUUUUUAACCAUUAUUUAUAUUAC